AUGACCGAUUUUUCCAAAUUUAUUCGGGAGGUGCCCGAUUUUCCGCAGCCGGGAAUCCUCUUCAAAGAUAUUACCCCGCUGCUCCAAAAUCCACAUGCCUUCCGCGAUGCAGUGGAUGCGAUGGCAGCCCACUACGAACCGAAAAAUGUUGAUGUGGUAGUGGGAAUUGAUGCCCGUGGCUUUAUUUUCGGCAGCGCGCUUGCCUAUCGCUUGGGCAUUGGCUUUGUUCCCGUCCGCAAGAGCGGAAAACUCCCCUACCGUACGCAUGAAGCUAGUUAUGAACUGGAGUAUGGAGUUGAUACCCUUGCGAUUCAUCAGGACGCCCUGUUCUUCGGGAAGUCGUGCCCUUAUCUGCGACGAUGUGAUUGCAACGGGGGGGACAAUCGCUGCUUCGAUUGA
Geodia barretti is the source of this 399-nucleotide messenger RNA. The record is from the annotation of a GenBank genome assembly. NCBI's taxonomy places the organism in Eukaryota, Metazoa, Porifera, Demospongiae, Tetractinellida, Geodiidae.